CCGGGGAGUACAGCUGCUUCCGGCGCCGAAACUGCUGCCAUCUUCUCCGCGCUAUGGCUGCGUUCAGCCGUGAGGUCCUUGAUUGGCACCGCCUGAUCCCCCUCACCUGGGCCUGUAUGGCUAGGCAGACUCCUCAUCUUGGAGAACAGAGAAGGACGACAGCUUCUUUGUUGCGCAAACUAACUACAGCCUCCAAUGGAGGGGUCAUUGAGGAGUUAUCUUGUGUUAGAUCCAAUAACUACGUGCAGGAACCAGAGUGCAGGAGGAAUCUUGUUCAGUGCCUCCUUGAGAAGCAGGGGACUCCUGUGGAACAAGGGUCCUUGGAGCUAGAGAGGGUCAUCAGUUCCCUCCUGGACAUGGGUUUCAGCAGUGCCCAUGUUAAUGAAUUGCUCAGUGUACAGCGAGGUGCCAGUCUUCAACAGUUGCUGGACAUCAUUUCUGAAUUUAUUCUCUUGGGUCUGAAUCCAGAGCCUGUGUGUGUGGUCUUGAAGAAAAGUCCCCAGUUAUUGAAACUGCCUAUUAUGCAAAUGAGGAAGCGCUCCAGUUACCUGCGAAAGCUUGGGCUUGGAGAAGGGAAAUUAAAGAGGGUGCUUUACUGUUGCCCUGAAAUUUUCACCAUGCGUCAGCAGGACAUUAAUGACACUGUCAGGCUUCUCAAGGAGAAGUGCCUUUUCACGGUAGAGCAAGUCACCAAGAUUUUGCACAGUUGCCCGUCUGUUCUUCGAGAGGACCUGGAUCAACUGGAAUACAAGUUUCAGUAUGCGUACUUCAGGAUGGGAAUUAAGCAUCCAGACAUUGUAAAGACUGAGUACUUUCAGUAUUCACUAACCAAGAUUAAGCAGAGACACAUUUACCUGGAGCGCCUGGGACGGUACCAAACCCCUGAUAAGAAGGGGCAGACACAGAUCUCUAACCCAUUGCUCAAGGACAUCCUCAGAGUUUCAGAAGCCGAGUUUUUGGCUAGGACAGCCUGUACGUCUGUUGAGGAGUUUGAAGUUUUUAAGAAGCUCCUGGCUCGGGAGGAGGAGGAGUCUGAGAGCAGCACAUCUGAUGACAAAAGGGCAAGUCUGGAUGAGGAUGCGGAGGAUGAUGAUGAGGAUGAGGACGACGACGAGGCGGAGGACAGUGAUGAGGAUGAGGACGACGAGGAGGAGGAAUAGCUGUGAUGGAAGGACUAGAGCCAAAGGGCCCAGAGAUAUCAAGGAAGCUUUUCAUUCUCUUAAAGCUUUUGGGUCCUUUACUUGAAUCUUCUCAAGUUAUUUUUUAUUCUAAAACUGGUCUCUUGAUGAAAAAAAUUAUAAGUCCCCUGAGAGACAGAUCAAACCAAACAGGAAACAGGAAAUGCAUGUUCGAUCUGUUGUCAGGUGUCUGUGGGGAGGGCCCUGUCCCAUCCUGAAUAAAAUACUUAUGUUGAGCUAUUCAAAUCGAGGGGACUCAAUACAUCAACAUUUGGUUUUAUUUUUUUCUUUUUUGAAUGUGUUGGUGAUAAUUCCGUGACAGUUGGAAGAUGGGGUUCGUUCUUCCGGUUCAGGAAUCACUUUGUAUUUCCUUCUAGUGAUAAAAAUAAAAUUACGAGAAGGCAA
Messenger RNA from Nomascus leucogenys (northern white-cheeked gibbon), 1583 nucleotides. It is a transcript of the gene MTERF4, whose product is annotated as mitochondrial transcription termination factor 4. Gene Ontology annotation, cellular component: mitochondrion. Gene Ontology annotation, biological process: mitochondrial ribosome assembly; regulation of DNA-templated transcription. The record is from RefSeq and is a predicted model, not a curated record. NCBI's taxonomy places the organism in Eukaryota, Metazoa, Chordata, Mammalia, Primates, Hylobatidae. Gene Ontology annotation, molecular function: double-stranded DNA binding.